AUGGCUGACGUGUCGGGUAUCACUGCGCCAGCAGAACCAGCUUCCGCUAGCCCCUCUAAAGGACUGGCGAAAGACCAGGUCUCGCCGCCCAAAGAGUACGCCAGCGCCAUAGAGACGGGCAUUGCAGAUAACGGCGACAACGACAGCAAACCGGGCGCGGCAGGUAGCGAGAGCGAUAACGAGGGCUUCGGGUCGGAUAGGGUGUCGACUGCUGGCACCAAUCUCUCGAGUAGUGUGCGUGACUACGCCUUUGAGAACAGCCGGCGCUACCACAAUUUUCAGGAGGGCCGCUACAACUUCCCUAACGAUGAGCCCGAGCAGGAGCGCGAGGAUAUGAAGCAUGCCAUGAGCAUGAUCUACGACGGCCUGCAGGGCAUCUCGCUGAGGCCCUUUACGCGUGAGCUCAAAUGGACUACCCAGGAGGUGGAGGCUUUUCUCGUCAAUGUCAUGCAGGCCCUAAUGGAUGACAACCAGCAAACCCAUCUGCUGUUCCACGUAGAGAUAGGACAGAGGCCAUUCUGA
This is a messenger RNA of Grosmannia clavigera kw1407, 522 nucleotides long. RefSeq lists its product as uncharacterized. The transcript has 2 exons. Bases 1 to 522 code for a protein of 173 amino acids. NCBI's taxonomy places the organism in Eukaryota, Fungi, Ascomycota, Sordariomycetes, Ophiostomatales, Ophiostomataceae. The record is from RefSeq and is a predicted model, not a curated record.